AUGUCUACCAAUAUCUCAUGCCUCGAAACAUUUGCAUUGAAUAUUCUUAAAAGUAUAUCUCCAGAAAAAAUCGCAGGUGAAGUUCCUAAGGAAGAUUCCCCCACGUUAAAAAAACUUAUCAAUGAAUUAUUUACCGAUGUUUCAGAAAUUUCUAAAGUUACAGUAGGUUAUAACGAGAAUGCGACUGAUCUUUUGCAAUUCAAUGAUAAUAUUACCUAUGCAGAAUCUAGAAAUGAAAGCAUCAAUCAGGAAGUCAUUCAAUGCUAUUAUUCCUUUGGAAACUGUUUAUUGCAACGUUUAAAUUAUUAUAAAAGUUCGAAGCAUGGGAACCAAGCAUCGCAAGCAGUAGUAAAUGAGGAGGUUCGAGAACAAAUUGGAGGAAAAAUCUCAAAUGAUACUUUACAUAAAAGAACUGAAAAAGCAUGA
This is a messenger RNA of Ambispora gerdemannii, 426 nucleotides long. The record is from the annotation of a GenBank genome assembly. Lineage: Eukaryota; Fungi; Glomeromycota; Glomeromycetes; Archaeosporales; Ambisporaceae.